Molecule: messenger RNA, 2993 nt
Organism: Odontomachus brunneus
Lineage: Eukaryota; Metazoa; Arthropoda; Insecta; Hymenoptera; Formicidae
Gene: Ced-12
Product: engulfment and cell motility protein 1
Exons: 7
Coding region: 190-2370 (726 amino acids)
Biological process (GO): cell motility; actin filament organization
Cellular component (GO): plasma membrane
Source: RefSeq, a predicted model, not a curated record
UUACGCAUGCGCACGAAGCUUCCUGGGACGGCGAACAUCUUGCAAAAAUUCAUCAUUGCGUCAAGAUUGUUAUGACAGAGGCGUCAAAAUUUUCGGUCUUGUCGUGAACUGCGUAAGUGGACUGGACCGGCACGCACCGGACAUCGUUGCAGUGGGUCUUGUUGUACAAGAACCGCCCUUGUGCCUUUGAUGUACACGCAAACGAUCAAAAUGCCGGUCCAGAAGGAUUCAAAUAUCGUGAAAAUCGCUGUUCAAAUGACGGAGCAAGUGCCACAACUUAUUGAGUUCAAUCAAAAGCAACCGCUGACUGGAAUUAUUCAGGAGUUGUGUAAUGGAUGGGGUUUGUCUGAUGCAGAAUCUUACUCAUUGCAAUUCUCAGAUAGUAAUAAUCAGAAUUAUAUCACAGAGAAAAACAGAAAUGAAGUAAAGAAUGGAAGUAUUCUCAGAUUGGAAUUUUCACCAUCAAAAACAGCAAAUGAUAUUUUGACUAAGCUCAAUAAUGGAGCAAUGGAAGAGAAAGUAAUAGCUCUGCAGAAACUGAGCAAGCUUAGUACAGACAUGACAUUUGCAUUCGAAUUUAUAAACAAGAAAGGAUUGGCAUUGAUUAUUUCGCAAGUGGAAGGUGGAAAGUACAAAGGAAAUGCCCUUGCAUAUUCCCUUCAGUCAUUUGUGGAGUUGAUGGAUCAUGGAAAUGUGUCAUGGGAUAUAUUGGAAACACCAUUCAUCAAUAAAGUAGCAAGUUAUGUGAACAAUCAGUCGAUAACCCAGGAUACUAGUAUAAUAGAGGCUUCAUUAAGUAUCUUAGAAAACAUAGUCCUGAACUCAACGGGAAAGUACGGACAGGUGGAGAAGGAAGUGACUUUUCCUAAUCUUGUAAUGUACCUGCAAUGCAUGAACGCUCAAAUUCAACAGAACACGGUAGCACUUAUAAACGCGUUGUUUUUGAAGGCUGAUCUGUACAAAAGGCGUGCUGUUGCUGCCACUUUACAAUCCAAACAAGUCAGGAAUGUGUUCUUGACAAACAUCAUACAAUCUACUGGACAGGUGGGUGCAGAAAUGGCGCAUCAGUUGUAUGUGCUACAGACGUUGAUGUUGAGUUUGUUGGAACAACGAAUGAUGAUGAAGAUGGAUACACAAGAUCAGGACGCGCAUGAUAAGAUCAAGGAACUCCGAAAGAUCGCUUUCGACACGGAGGGUGCAACUGGUGGAGACAUUACCGCGCGUAAGCAAGGACUGUUUGCCAAGGAUUACAAGAAAUUGGGCUUCAAAUGCGACAUCAAUCCUGCUCUUGAUUUUACCGAAACGCCACCGGGUAUGCUUGCGCUCGACUGUAUGGUAUACUUCGCGCGUAUUCACACAGAGGGCUAUACGAAAGUCGUUCUUGAGAACUCGUGCCGCGCGGACGAGCACGAGUGUCCUUUCGGCAGAACAAGCGUAGAACUCGUUAAAUUACUUUGCGAGGUGUUACGUAUUGGUGAAGCACCCAGUGAACAAGGCCAGUCGUAUCAUCCGAUGUUCUUCACGCACGAUCACCCCUUUGAAGAGUUCUACUGCGUCUGCAUAGUUCUCCUGAAUAAAACAUGGAAAGAAAUGCGAGCUACUACAGAGGAUUUCGUUAAAGUUUUCUCUGUUGUGCGCGAGCAAAUCACCAGAGCACUUCAAUGCAAGCCUACGGGAUUGGAUAAGUUUAAGAGUAAGUUACAGCAGCUGACUUACUCGACGAUUACUAAUCUUUGGCAACAAGAGAGGACAAGUAGGGAGGAAUGGGAAAGCCACGCGAAGCCAAUCGUAGAAUUAAGAGAACAAAUCACUCCGGAAAUCCUAGAGUUAAUUCAACAACAGCGAUUAGGCUUUCUGGUUCAGGGCACCAGAUUCAUGAAGUACAGUGCUAGAGGACAAAGAAUCAAAGAUAAAUUCUGGUACGUCCGCUUAUCACCAAAUCACAAAGUGUUCCAUUACGGAGAUUGCGACGACAAGUCUGUGCCAACCAUCGACGAUCUUCCUACGAAAUUGGCGGUAGUCGAAAUUCGACAGCUGAUAGUCGGCAGGGAUUGCCCGCACAUGAGAGAGUUACAAAGACGGAAAACUACUCAUCAAUUAGCGUUUUCCUUGGCUUUGGAUUCCGUCGAAGUUUCUAGUCUCGAUUUCGUCGCCCCGGAUGAGCAGAUUUUCGAUUAUUGGACCGAUGGUAUCAAUGCCUUACUUGGACACCGAAUGAUAAGUAAGGAGGCACAGAAUGAUUUGGAGACUCUUUUAUCAAUGGAUAUUAAGUUAAGACUUCUAGACGCCGAAGGAAUUGAUAUUCCGCAGGAUCCACCUGCAGGACCUGAGCCACCGCCAAAUUAUGACUUUUGCUAUGAAUUGAAGUAAAAGUUGUACAUGGUGUUCAUUGCUUUACAAAUUGCAUCAUUGUAUACUGAUUGGUUUUUACUGAUAGACUUAUUAGCCACAAACUUUGUACGUGUGUACAUAUAUAUUUUUAUAAUUUUUUCGAUCUCGCGCACAUUCGUAUUACAGCUGUGUAAUGUGAAUUCAGAUUUUUUAGGCCAUAACUUUCUCUACCGCAUAUUUUAAAUGUACGGGAAAUCAUAAAUACGUCGUACCAAAGAAAUCUUUUAAACUUUAUAUGUUUGAAUUAUACAUGUGCUUUUUUUAGAAAAUAUUUAUACAUUCCAAACGGAAUAUUGUUUUAUAAAAAUACUUAUUUUAUAAAAAUACUAUAAUCAUGUUAAUGUUUUUACUAUAUUUCAAUUAACUUCAAGAAAGCCUGAUACUCAGCCCAUCAAUAUAUCGAUAUUUUAUAUACUAUCUUUCAUCCACUUAGAUGUACUCUGUCAAUAUUUUAUACACUAAUUAGCGUGUGACCGGCAUAAUGCGAUUAAUAAAUCGUGUAACUCUAACUUUAUAAAGUAUUUAUUGAAAUCUCAAAUUAUAUAUCAUCUCAAUUAUGUAUAUCAAUGAUAUAAUCUCAAAUUAUAUAAAACUUUUCACUA